GCCACCACGAGGAGGUAAAAGCCGGAAAACGAAAAAGAAGAACGAAUAAGAGCCCUCCUCAACCAAAUAAAAACCCACAAAACCCCUCCAUCUCUCGCUACCUUCCCUCCAUUCAUCCCCCUCUUUCUCUCUCCCCUUCGCUCGCUUCUUUUGUUCUUCCUCUCAUCGAGCUGGGAUUUGAACUCUUUCGCCCCCCAAAAGCUCUCGAAAACCCUAAUCUAUCGACGGAGAUUGGGAACCCUAAUUUAUUGCUCGGUCGCUCUCUGAAGUCUGAUCUGGUGUUCUGCGAUUCCAGGGGGAAAUCCCUUCUCGCUUCCGCCAUUGGAGCUCGCGAGGUCCGCCGGCCUGGUCUGCUGUCGCGUGGGAAAUGGAGGGGGGUGCGGGGGCGUACAAUUCUCGCACGGCGGAGGAGGUCUUCAGGGAUUUCAGAGGCCGGCGAGCCGGCAUGAUCAAAGCUCUCACCACCGAGGUUGAAAAGUUCUACCAGCUUUGUGAUCCCGAAAAGGAGAACUUGUGUCUUUAUGGACUUCCCAAUGAGACCUGGGAAGUAAAUUUGCCUGCUGAGGAAGUACCUCCAGAGCUUCCUGAGCCAGCAUUAGGAAUUAAUUUUGCCAGGGAUGGGAUGGACGAAAAGGAUUGGCUGUCACUAGUUGCAGUUCACAGUGAUGCAUGGUUGUUGGCUGUUGCAUUCUAUUUUGGGGCUCGCUUUGGGUUUGACAAGGAGUCCAGGAGGCGACUUUUCAACAUGAUCAAUAAUCUCCCCACCAUAUAUGAGGUUGUGACUGGAACUGCAAAGAAGCAAUCAAAAGAAAAAACCCCUAACAGCAGUAGCAAGAGCAACAAAUCAAGCUCAAAGAUGGUCAUGCAGUCACGGCAGGCAGAGUCAAAGGCCUCCAAGAUGCCUCUCCCGAAAGAGGAUGAAGAGAGUGGAGAAGAGGAUGAGGAUGAGGAUGAGGAGGAGCAUGGAAACACUUUGUGUGGUGCAUGUGGGGACAACUAUGCAAAUGAUGAAUUCUGGAUAUGCUGCGACGUUUGCGAGCGAUGGUUCCAUGGGAAGUGCGUCAGGAUCACACCUGCUAGGGCUGAGCACAUCAAGCAGUACAAAUGCCCAGGAUGCAGCAACAAAAGGGCUAGAGCAUGAAAAGCAUAGACAAGCGUUAUUGCAGAUGUAUUAGAAUAGGAAAACCAUUUUGGGAUGCAACAGUCAAUGGACCUGCACGCCCAAGUCAGGCUUUCAGGUUUUAGACGUAGUUUAAUUAAUUUCACAUUCAGUAUGUUACUGUUAAUUACUGGUGUCUCUUUGGGUAAGAAUUCAUUUGUCAUGAGUGAUAUCUUAUGUGCUAAACUAAAUUGCUAGAAGAAACAGAAUUAGGUGUGAGUUGUGGCAGUGAACCUUUACAAUUAAUAUUUCUCCUUUUCUUUUCACGCA
Molecule: messenger RNA, 1429 nt
Organism: Phoenix dactylifera (date palm)
Lineage: Eukaryota; Viridiplantae; Streptophyta; Magnoliopsida; Arecales; Arecaceae
Product: PHD finger protein ALFIN-LIKE 8-like
Biological process (GO): regulation of DNA-templated transcription
Cellular component (GO): nucleus
Molecular function (GO): transcription cis-regulatory region binding; histone binding; transcription coregulator activity
Source: RefSeq, a predicted model, not a curated record